Messenger RNA from Lethenteron reissneri (Far Eastern brook lamprey), 3030 nucleotides. RefSeq lists its product as uncharacterized. Lineage: Eukaryota; Metazoa; Chordata; Hyperoartia; Petromyzontiformes; Petromyzontidae. The record is from RefSeq and is a predicted model, not a curated record.
AUGGAGACACGGGGACUUCGCCACUCUGCGCGUCACCGCGUCUUACCGCGUGUCUCCGCGUGUCUUCCCUGUGCGGUGCCUGCCCCCGCUGCCCCUCCUACGCGGCCCCAGCUGGACGACGGGGUGGACGAGCCGCGCUUCCUGGUGAAGGACGCUCGGCCCGGCGCGCCGCUGCUCGUCGAGGUGGCGGCGCGCGACCGCUACGUGGGCGAGUGGAGCGAGUGGAGCGGGUGGGGCGAGUGGAGCGGUGCCGGGAGCCCCUGGGUCGAAACCACCACCUCAGAAAAUGUGACGACGGCCGGGAUAUUAACCGCAUCGCCCAGCGGAGAGUGGGGGGAGUGCUUAACAACAGGUCCUCCAAAGUGUACUAAACUCCUCUGCUCCAACCUCUUCAUCCUCGCCACGUUCCUUGGCUUCCUGACCCUCAUCACGGCCUCCGUGUUCCUCUACACUUGUCGCCGCCGCCUCAAGUUCCUCGCUCUGCGGUUGCUCCGGGAAGGGGGGCUCCGCUGUGGGAGGAGGGGUGGAGGACCCCCCCUGCUCGACCCCUCUGGAGGGCGUCACGUGCUCUGGGGGGGGCGGGAGUCUGGGCUACCACGCGCUCAAGUCGCCCUCGGGGCCCGUACACUGACACCCCCCCUCGCCCACCCCCACGUGGUAGCCCUUCAUCAGGGCGGUGGUGGAGGUGUUUGGGGGGGGGGUGACACCUCUCCCCACGCCCCGCAAAUAACACGGGUGACGUCACGGAGUUGCGACAUCCGAGUUAAUUAAUGCAGCGUACCAAUUGACCACGCGUGCCGGCCGUGUCCGACUUCAACGUGCCGCUGAUGUUGAUGUUUAACGCGAAUAUUAUGACGUUAAACAUGAUAAUAUUACUGAUGAUGAUAAUCGUAAAGAUGUUCAUGGUGAUGAUGUAACAUGGUGAUUAGUUAUGACGUCACGGAGCCUAGGAUGAGAUUCCAGAUUCGUGUUCUGAUGCUGCCGCCUUACCUGGUCUCUCACUCCUUACCUUUGCCUCACCUGUGUCUCACCUGUUUCUCCUCACCUGGUGCCUCACCCCCACGCAUCUCACCUGGUUCCACACCUUAAUUCUCACCUGUGGCUUCACCCGAUGCCCCAUCUCUCGCCUGUUCCAUACUCCUCACCUAGUCCAUCACCUGUUGCCUCACCUCCCAUGUAUGGCCUCACCUGGUCCCUCACCUCAACGCUCUCCUGUGCCUCACUUGAUUCCUCACCUCUCUCACCUCUCUCGUAUCUCGCCUAUUCCCCAUGUCUUACCAGGACAGACCAAAGCAAAUGAGAGAAACUGAAUGCUCAAGGGUAACAAUGCUACAUUCAUGUACAAAAUGAACGUGGAAUGAUGGCUGCUGUCUGUGGAGCGUGAGGCCUAGAAUUAUAACAACCCAGUGGAACCAAACACAGACAAGGGAUGGCGCUGGGCAUCUUGACGUCCUUAAUAAGUUGCCUUCAAGUACCUUUGCCCACCGCUCUGUAGAAUCAUGGAAGGGUCUUAUUCUUGUUCCCAAUGGCUACCAUUAGAGGGUCUCCUCCAGACUCGGGAAACCCCUGCUCCGAGGCGUUUGGUGUGCCCUGGGCGCAUGCAAGAUACAGGCUGCUAGGCGGAGGACGGGGUCGGACACUGGACUAGGCUAGGCUAGGUCAUACGGGGCCUGCAGAGACGAGUCCAGGCAAAGGACGAGGCUUCACCUCACGGUAGCUACCCCCCCCCCCCCCCCCAGGGCAGGCAGCUCCAGGUGAAAACCCAGGUAGUUUUAGACAGGUCUCUGUGUAGGUAUAGGUAGGUCUAUAGAGAGUUCCAGGCAAGUCUCUGGGUAAAGCUCACGUUAAAAGACGUCCAGAAGAAUGUCUUCUGGAAUGGGGGUUCCUCUUGGUUGGGAGGAGCCGUCCUCUGUGCCCUCAGGAGAUGUCGUCUAAAAGUCAGGGAUUAGUCAGCCUACUGAAAAAAGAUAUUGCCCGCGUCAGCUACUGAUGUGAUGAUGGUAGACAUCAGAUUUAGGGACUUAAUAUGUAAAGCUGUUUGAUUCGCAUGUGGGUUAAAAGACAACGUCGUAUCUACGGCUUAUGAUAUCAAUAAAAAUCUAUAAAAGGAGCUUGCCAAAAAAUGUCUUAAAUGUGACUCAGGGUGGAAACCCGCUUGCCUGCUGCCUGUGAACAGCACACGGGAAAAGUGUACAACGACUCGCGCGUUUGUGCUCUAUGAACAAUAACAACCCCAUCAGCAGUGCCUCAAGAACUGCAUUGUAGGCAUCUUGCUAGGUCUCCACCACAAUAAAUGUGAGCGAAUGUGACUGACUGACAGCAACAGCAGCAGGUGACGCAGUGGACCGGUUUCAUCAUCACCAGGACUCAUCAGCACGGUACAGUCACCAAUCCUCACUGCUGCAAAGUCUCCCUCUGGCAACCGUGUCCUGUCCGUUUAGAGUGCCCACAUCCACUCUGAGACCCAUGAGCUUGAUGACAGCCAACAACAAUCACAACAUCUGCAUUGACGAGAAAGCCCCACCACACCGUCACGGCGCACGCUGCUGGGAUGAGUAUCCCAGCACAACACAGAGUCGUGUGCGCACGGGCGAGCGGUGGUGGCCAUGCUGCACGUGGCCUGUGACCCAGCACUGUGGAGGCGACGUCGAGGGUUGGUGGAUCACACACAGAUGGUGGGAAACUCCCUCCCCGUGGGUGGGCGUCGAGGAGGUUCCAUACCCUGGCUCGCCAGCAGACAGCGGGACAGCAAGUGGGACUAAUCGCCAUCUGUUUCAAUCCCUACGGGGAUAGAGCGUUGCCCCCUCGCCCAAGCCCUGGUUUUUCUCCGGGUGCUCCGGGCUCCUACCUCCCCCCACGUGAAUGAUAAACACAACUCGUCAUUGGUUGGCUGAACACAACUUAAAAUACAAACUCAAUUCAGGAUCCUCCUUAAAAGGAGUCCUUUGACUCAGGGUGGUCUUCCUGAAUAAAUAAAUACAUUGUUUAUAAGACAAGAGGGCCACAAUGCAGUUGUUCAGGAAGUACCGA